AUGACACUUGAGUCUCGCAAGGACCACCCAGUUUACAAGGGGCCACACGAACCAGGUAAUGUGUGUAUUUCUACAGCUUGUUGUUACUGGAUGUUCACUCCAUGUAACCGACAAUGUGGUGGCGGCAAUAAAACUUUGGAGAUGAGGUGUGCUGAUUUGGUAUUGAGUAAAAUUACAGAAAAAUGCAAUGAGUUCUGUUACAACGGGGAACUGGAUAAAUGUAGAGAUGGGACAGCUAACUGUAACCAUAUUUGUACAAACACGCCUCGAUCUUUCAAAUGUUCUUGUAGGAGUGGAUACAGCCUCGAUACUGAUGGUCACACCUGUUCCGAUAUCGACGAAUGUCUUUCCGGUGUAGCAAAAUGCAAACAAAGAUGUAUCAACACACCAGGAUCAUAUCGAUGCGCAUGCGGUCCAGGGUAUGAGUUAUCUACAGAUGGUUCUUGCAAAGAUAUAAACGAAUGCAACAAAAACAAUGGAGGAUGCAUGCAUAUUUGUACCAAUGAGCCAGGUUCCUUCAGUUGUAAAUGCCGCAAUGGAUACAAGCUGCAGGCAGAUCAGUUUUCUUGUACCGAUAUCGAUGACUGCCUUGGUGUUAUUUGUGAGAAUGGUGGAUCAUGCAUUGACAAUUUAGGCUCAUACACGUGUUUCUGUUCUAAAGGGUUUACAGGAAAGAAUUGUGAAAAUGAUGUCAACGAGUGUUCUGGAUUCCUACAUGGUGGAUGCGAAGACAUAUGUAUAAAUACAGUCGGCUCUUUCCUUUGUAAAUGCAGUGGUAACACCACUUUGAACAGCGAUGGCAUUUCUUGUGCUGAAGUCAACAAAUUGUCUCUACCAGUUUCCAUUACCGGUAUAGAAAUUGUGAAAAGCAAUGAUAAUUUUGCCAUUGUGACAGGUUCCCUUGCUUUUAAUGAUAAAGAUGGUAUCGCAUAUGGAGAAGAAAGAAAACAUGACUGUGUUACUUUCUUUACAACUCCAAGAGAUAUUCGUGACUUUCUAACAUCAUCGUCAUUUAUGAAGUCUGUUUUUGCAAAUCUCGAAGAUGUUCUGCCUGACUGGAUAAAGUUUUCACAGACAGGGGCAGACAUCUUAGGCAUAUUGAAGAGCGUGUUUCUCGAAGAAUGGAAAGCUUAUAUGAAGCUUAAACUCCUUGGGUCUAUAAGUCUUACAUUUAAACUGUUUGGCAAAAGCCAGACUUUAACACUUAAAAAUGCAGGUGCAGCCGAUAUUGAGGCAUAUGCUUCUCUUGGAGGACUGAUGCAAAGAAAAUGGUGUGGUAAAGAUGCAAAUCCCGCUGGAAUAUUCACCUCAUUAAUGGUUGAUGUCAAUCCAUUUCGGGAAGUACCUAUUCUUAAGCAUGGGCUUUUUGAUUUCAGCAACAGGGUAUACGUAUAUUUUGCUACAGAUCCCACGCCUACAGUCAACACGGGUAACAAUAUUGAUAUUAUCCGCGACAUUAUUGACUUGAAAGGAAUGACAGAAAUAUUUAUAAAUACAACUGUAGAAAACGUCUUUCGAUAUAGCUCCCUGUUUGUCAACCAGUCAGUGGUAAUGCUCAGUCAUCUUCAGAAUUCAGCUAGGCAACUAACCACAUCUUUGGAAAUCUUUGUACAGGAACUAAACAAAGGAGAAGGAAAUAUCAUAUCUCAUCUUGUUGGAAAUAUUUCGAAAAUUUGGAACAAUGGAUGGAAAAGACUGCAAAAGGACGCUGAAAACUUUUUAGAUUCUAUAGAACACAAUACAGUUGUAGCUAAGUAUAACUUCACAAGACUAAUAUAUCGAGAAAUAGAUCAUUUAAAGGAAAAUAUCCAAAACGUUAUUGAUAAGAUUACUGCACAGAUUAUGCAUCUAUUUGAGAAUCCUCAGGGUUUCGGAGUUCGGUAUAAAGGUAGCCUCAAAAUAUUUUUUCUGAAAAUUGCGGGCCUUGAAAUUGAACUUGUUUAUUCCGUAGAUCGGUUAGGAACAUGUGGUCGUUUCAGUAAAGUCUACGAAUUACUGAGAGGUGAACGUGCUGCAAGAAUAUAUGCUGUGGUUUCAACUGGUCUUGUCAAAUUAGCCCCAUUCCUACGCAUGCACGUCGGGGAUGGCAUUGGAGUUGCCAUGAGCAUCGAUACGCCAGGAAAAAUGAUAGCACAGUCACAUGCAGAAGCUAACGUUCUUGGAAUUUCUGCUAACGUGGACGUUUUCCUAACUCAGACUGGACACUACUUCAUCAUGCAAGGUAAGGUCUGGAACACAUUUAUGGCAGAACUAACCGUGUCAUUUGAAAGUGCUGGGAACGGAAUUGAAUCAUUUGAUGUUCGUGGAAGACUACUAGCAAACGCUGGGGAAGGCGACUCGUUUGAGAGUAGUUACCUCGACGGACUUAGAAAGAUUACACGAAAAGUUGCAGACGAAGCAAAUAGACGGAUAAGUAGUGUUCAGAAUGCAUUUAGCACUGCACAGCGAGCAUUAACCAAAGCACAAGACUGGCUAGAAGAAAAGAAAGAUGUUUUUUUAAGUGCUAAUAAAGCUUUUGACAAAGCAGUGCAGUCAUUAGAACACGCAAAAGAUAAAUUGGAAGAAGCUAAAAUUCCUUUUAGAAACGCAUUGAAUAAACUUAAUGAAGCGAAGAGAAAGGUGGAUAGUUUAUGCAAGAUAAGAGACUGCAGACGAAUAUGUGUUCCAGGCAUUAAGUGUAGAAUAUGUUGGAAAAAGGUUUGGUUUGUCAAAAUACCUUAUCCUUGUUGCCAUUUUACGAGUUGCAUGUUUUCGUUCCCAGACCCGAUUUGUGUUGCAUUUAACCUAGGCUGUAGAGCUAUACGUGCUGCUGCAUACGUAGCUCUAGAGGCUGCGAAACUAUUUGUUCGAAUUCCUAUGUUGGCAUUAGACGCUGCUAAACACCUUGUCUCAAGUGCACAAUUUGUUGUUGAUAAAUCAAGAGUAGUUCUUGACAUAGCUAGCGGGGCCCUUGAUUUGGCACAGCUAGGUUUGGAGGGAGCCAAAGGAGUAUUGGAAGGAAGGAAAUAUGCACUGGAAGCGGUAAAGAAGGUUGUUGGAUGGGGUCUAAAAGCUUUAGAUUUUAUCAUAGAAUAUGGUAUACAGAACAUUAUUGAUGUGCGAAACUGUGGAUUUGAAAUGAAAGUUUAUGACUCUACUGUAUUUCAUGUUGAGUGUGAAAUCAACUUGUUUAGACAGGGGUUCAAACUCGUUAAACUUGGCGUAAAUUUUGGUAAUCACAUGCAAAGUAUUUGGCAAGCCGCAAAGGGAACUGUAGAUACAUUUGUUGAUGUAACUCGUCUUUCAGGAAGAAGGAAGCGAGAAAUAAAAUCUGAGGCUAUGUCUGGACUACAUAAAGUAAUACGAGCAGCACGUAAUGCAGAUAUGACGUCUGGCGAUUUUGAUUUAUAUAUAAACGAUACGAUUGAUACUAUCUUCAGCACAAGCGGAUUUAAACGAAAUGCUUCUGCCGGGGACUAUGAAAAUAGAGUAGAAGUGUUUCAAGAAAAAUGCGAUAUAAUGCGUAAUGCAAUGUCAUUUUUUACGGAAGCUGUACAAGUUCUUUUUGAAAUGUCGAAUGAAACAGCAAAGACCUUAAACAAUGCGUCGUCUUUGGACGGAUCGCUAGGAGGAUUUAACAUUGACGACAUAGCGUCAAAUUUCUCCAUUGAAAAUAUCGGCGUUAACUCUGACGCAGCUUUCAACGAAUUCAAUAUGAGUGUUGAGGAUAUCGAAGGGGCUAUCAAAGAGGCAAAAGACAAUUUGACAAAUGAUCCUUCGCUUUCUGGUAUCGAUGGUUUAUCAAAAGAAGCAAAAACCUUUCUUAUAAACCAAACAGACGAUGCAAACAGUAUUAACCUAGUCAACCACUGGCUUCUUCUGGUGGAAAAUUCAACAUCCGAAUAUUUUCCUGAAGAAAGUUGCAUUUCGUUCUUGGACUGUGCUCAUUUUGCCGUCUAUCAACUGUACGGAUUAUUUGACGCAGAAAAUGUAACAGACAUGUCUAAGAGUUUAAAGGUUAUAUCUCAUUUUGAAGAUCUCUUUCUCGAAUUAACAGGAAAUGCAUCUCAAACAGUUGUUGAGGUCUACGAUCUAACACUGGCAAUGACAACGACACUCAAGGCAAUCAACGAUUACGAUGUGUUCUGCUCUGAACCACCGACGAUGUUAUCUCAAAUAGGAAAUCAAAAUGUCACAGAGGGAAGCAUCUUACGACUUUAUUGCAAUGUAACUGGCAACCCUCCUCCUCAGAUAUGGUGGUACCGCGAAGAUGAAUAUUUACCGGAACAAUCGGGUAGAAUCCUUGAAAUCAAUAACAUAUCAAAGACAGACGAGAAGAAAUAUCGUUGCAUCGCCGGAAAUCUGGUAGCAAAUCUUUCAUCAGAUUUUGCCUAUGUCUUUGUAUCAGAAGAUACCCCGGAAACAGUUACAUCAACACCACAGUUGAACAGUCCGAUAUCGACCGAUGCGACAUUUAAAGGCAAGAAUAAGAGCAAGAAUAUCAGGCAGUCUCGGAAGUUACACCAGUUUGAACAUGGUGCAACCGGUUGUCCGCCACCCCAUGAUAACGCAAAGGACAUCUCAUUGGAGACACCUUUAGAGUAG
Molecule: messenger RNA, 4584 nt
Organism: Mercenaria mercenaria
Lineage: Eukaryota; Metazoa; Mollusca; Bivalvia; Venerida; Veneridae
Exons: 12
Coding region: 1-4584 (1527 amino acids)
Molecular function (GO): calcium ion binding
Source: RefSeq, a predicted model, not a curated record